AUGGCUUUCUUUGGCAUCACCUCCCUGGGAUACCAGGACCCCUUCAGGUCUAUGCUGCUGCCGCCGCCGGAGGAACCGACACGUGAGGACCAUCACCGUCCGCCCAUCGCGGCGGCUCGUGUUCCCGUGGUAACCGGAGCGCUGUCUGGCCAAGCCUUCCCGCUGCUGGUCCGGCGAGGACCCCCCUCCCCGUUAGGAAUCAGCUCUCUCUCGACCCUGCCCCCGCUAUGCCUGACCCCCAGGAAGAGGGUGGAGCCCCCUCCCUACCACAAGAGAAGUGUGGAGAAGUUCACUCACCUCAAGAAGCUUUGCAAAACACCAAAAGCUCCUAACCAGAUGUACCGACAGCCCAUGACAACAGCUCAGGAGCUGGGCUGGUGGUUGCCCAAGAAUCCCGAAGAGGAUAUCCACACUCUGGAGCCCUGGAUUCACGUUCCCAGAUAUCCGGCCGUCAAGAGUGAGAUGACACAGUACGUGAACACAAUGCUGCUCACCUUCCCCGACUUCGAACUCUUUUGA
Callorhinchus milii (elephant shark) is the source of this 519-nucleotide messenger RNA. RefSeq names its product testis-expressed protein 49-like. The transcript is spliced from 4 exons. Lineage: Eukaryota; Metazoa; Chordata; Chondrichthyes; Chimaeriformes; Callorhinchidae. Bases 1 to 519 code for a protein of 172 amino acids. The record is from RefSeq and is a predicted model, not a curated record.